Dermatophagoides farinae (American house dust mite) is the source of this 3194-nucleotide messenger RNA. The record is from RefSeq and is a predicted model, not a curated record. NCBI's taxonomy places the organism in Eukaryota, Metazoa, Arthropoda, Arachnida, Sarcoptiformes, Pyroglyphidae.
UUAUUGAAGAUUUUCAUUUGUUUUUAAAUAAAAAAAAACUAUUAAAUUUUUGCCAAUUUUAUUUAUCAUAUAUCCCAUUUGUGCUUGUGUUUGUAUAUUAGUGUGUAAUUGAUUCAAUAUAAUUUCUUGAGACGAUAAUUAAAAAAAAAUAUGGAUAAUCUUCAAUCAGCGAUAUUAUCCCGCUUUACAAAUGCAAUGCCAACGCCUAUACGAUUACGGGAUCUAAUACGUCAAAUUCGUGCCGCUCGUACAGCCGCUGAUGAAAGAGCUGUUGUACAAAAAGAAUGUGCUUAUAUCCGGUCAACAUUUCGUGAAGAAGAUAAUGUUUGGCGAUGUCGAAAUGUGGCCAAAUUACUUUACAUUCAUAUGCUAGGAUAUCCAGCUCAUUUUGGUCAGCUUGAAUGUCUCAAACUCAUCGCAUCUAAUCGAUACACGGAUAAACGAAUUGGUUAUUUAGGCGCCAUGUUAUUAUUGGACGAACGCCAGGAUGUCCAUCUAUUAAUUACCAAUUCGUUGAAAAAUGAUUUAAAUAGUCCACAACAAUUCAUCGUCGGUCUAGCUCUCUGUUGUUUGGGUGCCAUUUGUUCGGCCGAGAUGAGUCGUGAUCUACUCGAUGAAGUUGAACGUUUAAUGAAAUCAUCGAAUUCUUAUAUCAAAAAGAAAGCUGCUCUUUGUGCUGCUCGUAUGGUCCGAAAAAUACCCGAUUUAACCGAAAUGUUUAUGAAUACAGCUAGAAAUUUUUUAUCGGAGAAAAAUCAUGGCUGCCUUAUAACCGGUAUUACUUUGAUCACAGAAAUGAGUGAACAAAAUCAGGAUGCGUUAAAUUUUUUCAAAAAGAAUACUGAGACUGUUCAUAGCCUGGUACGAAUACUUAAAAAUCUAAUAAUGUCUGGCUAUUCACCUGAACAUGAUGUAUCAGGUAUCAGUGAUCCAUUUUUACAAAUAAAAAUUUUGCGUCUGUUACGUAUACUGGGUCAUAAUGAUGAAAUGACCAGCGAAAUUAUGAAUGAUAUUCUAGCUCAGGUGGCAACCAAUACAGAGAGCAGUAAAAAUGUUGGCAAUGCCAUUCUCUACGAAACUGUGAUUUCUAUAAUGGAUAUUAAAUCUGAAAGUGGGCUACGUGUUUUAGGUAUCAACAUAUUGGGUCGAUUCCUAUUGAAUACGGACAAAAACAUCCGUUAUGUUGCAUUGACUACAUUAUUGAAAACUGUACAAGCUGAUUAUAAUGCAGUACAACGACACAGAACGACAAUUGUCGAAUGUUUGAAAGAUCCCGAUGUAUCUAUUAGAAAAAAAUCUAUGGAACUUUGUUUCGCAUUAAUGAACGAAAACAACAUCAAGACAAUGACCAAAGAGCUCAUCUAUUUUCUGGAAAAAGCCGAUCCAGAAUUUAAAUCCAUUUGUUCAUCCAAUCUAUGCAUCUCGGCUGAAAGAUAUGCUCCAGAUUCUAGAUGGCACAUCGAUACAGUGAUCAAAAUAUUGAAUACAGCUGGAAAUUAUGUACGCGAUGAUGUCGUUUCGUUGCUGAUUGAAUUAAUAUCAAGUUGCGAUUCAUUACAUCGUUAUUCGAUUUGUCAAUUAUGGUUACAAUUGAAAGAAGGUGAUCUAUCAAGCAAACAACCUUUGGUACAAGUUGCUAUGUGGACAUUGGGAGAAUUUGCCGAUAUGUUGCUUCAAGCAUGCGGUAGCGAAGAAUUGGAUGCAAUCGAUGUAGAUGAAAGUCAAACAAUCGAAAAAUGUGAAGAAAUUCUGUCUAUGAAUCAUGUGAAUUUAGUUACUAAAGAAUAUACGAUCAGCGCAUUAAUAAAGCUGAGCGUUCGAUUUCCCAAUCAAACCGCCAAAGUCAAACAGAUUGUUGACUUUUUUGGUUGCAGCCACAGUAUUGAAUUGCAGCAGCGUUCGGUCGAGUUUACCACAUUAUUCACUCGGCAUAAUAAACUAAGACCAAACAUUCUUGAACGUAUGCCACAAAUACCAAAAAAUGAACGUAAAAUAUUCACUAAAAAUGAAAAAUUUGAUCAAAUAAACAAAUUGGACAGUAUGGAACAAACGAAUGAAUUAAUAGCAGCUACUGGCAAUUCAGUCCCACCGAGUGACAGUUCGGUCUUAUUAGAUCUUCUUGAUAUUUCGCCUACUUCCUUAAUGAACAACACAACCAAUACAUUGCCACUAGCCGAAACCAUUUCUACAAAUCAAACAAAUGAUGUACUGGAUUUAUUAGGUAGCCUCGAAAAUAGUGAUAAUGAUAACACUACAUCUGCAAUUAGUGUAUUUAAUGAAUCAUUGGUCGAUAAUUUCAAGAAGAAUGAUAUGAAUAAUUUGGACACAAUAUUACAAUAUAACAACAAUAAUGUGAUGAAUGGCAGCGCCGAUGGUCAACAAAAUAAUUCCAUUAUAUCAUUUAACAAUGAAAAUAAUCUUUUCGAUAUGAUGUUAGAACAGGAACCGAUUGUAAAUGAAAAAAUCUCAUCAAUUACAGCAUUUGAAAAAAAUGGAUUAAAAAUUGUUUUCCAUUUCGAACGUAAUGUGGAAAAUCCGUUGACUAUUUCGAUAACGAUGAUUGCCACAAAUACUACAGAUCAGCCUAUGAAUGAUUUUUUAUUCCAAGCAGCUGUGCCCAAGUCAUUCCAGCUUCAAUUAAUGCCCCCAUCUGGUACAAUCAUUCCUGCCAAUAAUAAUGGCUCAAUAAAACAAAUGAUCAGAGUGGUCAAUCCGAAUAAGGCUCAACUGAAGAUGCGUUUACGUUUAUCAUACAAAUUUCAAGACCAGGAUACACUUGAACAAUGUGAUGUAACAAACUUUCCGAAAAAAACUUGGCAAUGAAACAAUGACAUCAUCGUGGUUGGUCAUCAUCUUUCUAAAUUAUCAAUCUACAAAAUUUCAUUACAAUAUAUCAUGACAAGUGCCUUUUUUAUUUGAAAGAAUGUCAAAUGGAAUUAUUCGAUGCAAAAUGGAAAAAUGAUUAGAUUGUUUGCUGUAAAUAUACAUCUAUCUUUUAUUGCUGCUUGUAUUACAGAAUUAAUUUAUUAACAAACGAUCGAUUGAUAAGAAUUUAGUCAUUUAUCAUAAUUGUUACAAAAAUCAAUCAAUUUUAUCAAUAUAAAAACUCAAUCACUCGAUCAUAAAAGUGCAUGUAUCACGAAAAAGAUUUUAAAUUAAAUGAAUAAUAUAAUGAUCAUCAAGUUUCAUUUCAA